AUGGACUGUUCAGAGAGUGAGUAUUACUUGGAUGGUGGUUGUCAUCAGUGUUUGCAGUGUCCACCUGGUCAGGAGCUAUCUGAGGAUUGUGGGUAUGGCAGUGGUGCCCUGGCAUCCUGUGUGCCCUGCAGUGCCCGCUGGUUUAAGGAGCACUGGGGCUCCCAGAGCUGCAGAAUGUGUCAAGUUUGUCCACGUGUUAACAGAGGAGAAAUCAGUCCCUGCACACAUGUCCAUAAUGCUGUGUGUGGGGACUGCCUACCUGGCUUUUAUAGCAAAAAGAGACUAGACGGACGACAGGAUUUGGAGUGUCUGCCGUGCACCUCUGCCUCUUUCACAAAUGGACAGUGUAAGGGCAGCCAAGGAGUUGAUGUUGAAAAAGAUUCAACUUCACAGGCUCUGCCCCUGAACGCUGUGUCUGUGGUUGCUGUUGGCAUAGUAGCAGUUACCAUAGUAACAGCCUUGUCUGUUGUAGUUCUUUUAAAAUACCAGAGGUACACCUCAUUCAGAAAACUUUUCAGAGACGAAUCUCAGUCCUUCCAGAGUGUAACAGUUCCUCCAACUGGUCAAACUCUGUCCACAGGAGUCUGUCUCAGCUCCAAUGCUCUCCAAAUCACCACAGGGGGGUGCUGUUGUGCCUGUGAGCAGCAGCAGUUCACACAACACUGGCAUGCCCCAGUAGAGUGCACUGAACUGGAGCUGUGUCAUUUCUCCACCCUGCUGGAGCCCCAGACCUCCAUUCAUCUGCUGUCCCAGCCCAGUGACGCUGCACCAGAGCUGGACCUCUACUCUUCACCGUGCCUUAAGGCUGGAGGAGAGAGCCUGGGUGUCAGAGAGGAGGCUGGAGGAGAGAGCCUGGAGGAACUGCUUCAGUGCAACAGCCAUCCCGUUGCUAGGAGGUCGCUGGACAAGAUGUUCUAG
Chanos chanos (milkfish) is the source of this 918-nucleotide messenger RNA. RefSeq names its product ectodysplasin A2 receptor (gene eda2r). Gene Ontology annotation, biological process: positive regulation of JNK cascade; positive regulation of canonical NF-kappaB signal transduction. Gene Ontology annotation, molecular function: protein binding; signaling receptor activity. The transcript has 6 exons. NCBI's taxonomy places the organism in Eukaryota, Metazoa, Chordata, Actinopteri, Gonorynchiformes, Chanidae. Gene Ontology annotation, cellular component: plasma membrane. Bases 1 to 918 code for a protein of 305 amino acids. The record is from RefSeq and is a predicted model, not a curated record.